Messenger RNA from Mirounga angustirostris (Northern elephant seal), 2289 nucleotides. RefSeq names its product SRSF protein kinase 3 (gene SRPK3). Bases 89 to 1951 code for a protein of 620 amino acids. Lineage: Eukaryota; Metazoa; Chordata; Mammalia; Carnivora; Phocidae. Gene Ontology annotation, cellular component: nucleus; cytoplasm. Gene Ontology annotation, molecular function: ATP binding; protein serine/threonine kinase activity. The record is from RefSeq and is a predicted model, not a curated record. The transcript has 13 exons. Gene Ontology annotation, biological process: regulation of mRNA processing; intracellular signal transduction; peptidyl-serine phosphorylation.
GCCUCCUCCCCGCCGCAUACCUUGCCCACAGCCGAGCAGCUGGGAGGCUAUUUAUAAAGGCGGGUGAGAUCAGCGGCCGAGGCUAUAAAUGCGCGGGCCGCAGCCGGGCCCCACAGGAGCAGCCGCCUGGGGCGCGGGAGCUGCGGGCCGCGCGGCCGGGAUGAGCGCCAGCGCGGGUGGCGGCGGCGGCGGGGACAGCGGCAGCAGCAGCAGCUCGCAGGCCUCCUGCGGGCCCGAGUCCUCGGGCUCCGAACUCGCCCCCGCCGCGCCGGCGCCGCGGAUGCUGCAGGGGCUGCUGGGCUCCGAUGACGAGGAGCAGGAGGACCCCAAGGACUACUGCAAGGGCGGCUACUACCCCGUGAAGAUCGGCGACCUGUUCAAUGGGCGGUACCACGUGGUGCGCAAGCUGGGCUGGGGCCACUUCUCCACCGUCUGGCUCUGCUGGGACAUCCAGCCUUGGUGUUGCAGGCGCAAGCGCUUCGUGGCCCUGAAAGUGGUGAAGAGCGCGGGGCAUUACACGGAGACCGCCGUGGAUGAGAUCAAGCUCCUGAAAUGUGUCCGAGACAGUGACCCCAGUGACCCCAAGAGAGAGACCAUUGUCCAGCUCAUCGACGACUUCAGGAUCUCAGGGGUGAAUGGAGUCCAUGUGUGCAUGGUGCUGGAGGUCCUGGGCCACCAGCUCCUCAAGUGGAUCAUCAAGUCCAACUACCAGGGCCUGCCCGUGCCCUGCGUGAAGAGCAUCGUGAGGCAGGUGCUGGACGGCCUGGACUACCUCCACACCAAGUGCAAGAUCAUCCACACAGACAUCAAGCCCGAGAACAUCCUGCUGUGUGUGGGUGACGCCUACAUCAGGCGCCUGGCCACCGAGGCCACAGAGUGGCAGCAGUCAGGGGCACCACCCCCAUCCCGCUCCACAGUCAGCACUGCCCCCCAGGAGGUCUUGACCGGUAAGCUGUCGAAAAACAAGAGGAAGAAGAUGCGGCGCAAACGGAAGCAACAGAAGCGGCUGCUGGAGGAGCGGCUGCGGGACCUGCAGAGGCUGGAGGCCAUGGAGGCGGCGGCCCAGGCUGAGGACGCUGGCUCGAGGCUAGAGGGGGGCAGCGGCUCCACCUCCUCUUCCGGCUGCCACCCCGGGGGGGCCAGGGCCGGCCCCUCCCCCGCCUCCUCCUCCCCGGCGGCCGCGGGCGAGCGCAGCCUCAGCCCAGGCUCCCAGACCUCAGGCUUCUCGGGCUCCCUCUUCUCUCCGGCCUCAUGCUCCAUCCUCUCAGGCUCCUCCAACCAGCGGGAGACCGGGGGCCUCCUAUCCCCCAGCACACCGUUUGGUGCCUCGAACCUCCUGGUGAACCCCCUGGAGCCCCAAAAUGCAGACAAGAUCAAGAUCAAGAUCGCAGACCUGGGCAACGCCUGCUGGGUGCACAAGCACUUCACCGAGGACAUCCAGACUCGCCAGUACCGGGCCGUGGAAGUGCUGAUUGGAGCGGAGUACGGGCCCCCGGCCGACAUCUGGAGCACAGCGUGCAUGGUAUGCCCCAGCUGCUCCAGCCUCGGGCCGGCCCGCUGGCUGGCAGCCUCACCCUCUCCCCCCUUCCAGGCCUUCGAGCUGGCCACCGGCGACUACCUAUUCGAGCCUCACUCUGGAGAAGACUACAGUCGCGAUGAGGGUAGGGGAAGGCCGGCCCUGGGCUCAGCCUCGGGGCCUCCCGGAUGCCCAGCCGCCUCCCAGCCUCCUCUCUGUCCACAGACCACAUCGCCCACAUUGUGGAGCUUCUGGGAGACAUCCCCCCAGCCUUCGCCCUCUCAGGCCGCUAUUCCCGAGAGUUCUUCAACCGGAGAGGAGAGCUGCGGCACAUCCACAACCUCAAGCACUGGGGCCUGUACGAGGUGCUCAUGGAGAAGUACGAGUGGCCCCUGGAGCAGGCCACGCAGUUCAGCGCCUUCCUGCUGCCCAUGAUGGAAUACAUCCCGGAAAAGCGGGCCAGCGCGGCCGACUGCCUCCAGCACCCUUGGCUCAACCCCUAGGCCCCACGGGCACUUUGUGCAGCUUGAGGCCAGCCUGGCUCACCCUCAAGCCCCUCCCAGUGCCUUCAGGGAAAGCGGGACGCCUCCUGCCACCCGGCACGAGCUGCCCUCCUCCCCCCUACUGGGUGCCAGCUUCCUCACAGCCCGUGGCAGGGCAGAGAGAUGCUGGAGCCAGGCCCACCGUUUAGAAUUCGUUCUGCCCCCAACCCUCACAACAUGCCCUGAGUGGGAAGUGUGCGUAUUUCUUUUCUUAAUAAAGUGUGAACUGAA